Messenger RNA from Orycteropus afer afer, 1329 nucleotides. It is a transcript of the gene SNX31, whose product is annotated as sorting nexin 31. Bases 1 to 1329 code for a protein of 442 amino acids. Gene Ontology annotation, biological process: intracellular protein transport. Gene Ontology annotation, molecular function: phosphatidylinositol binding. NCBI's taxonomy places the organism in Eukaryota, Metazoa, Chordata, Mammalia, Tubulidentata, Orycteropodidae. The record is from RefSeq and is a predicted model, not a curated record. Gene Ontology annotation, cellular component: early endosome. The transcript is spliced from 14 exons.
AUGAAGAUGCACUUCUGUAUCCCGGUGUCCCAGCAGCGGCCCGACGCGCUGGGGGGCCGCUACGUGCUGUACUCUGUGUACCUGGAGGGGUCCCUCUUCUGCCGGGUGCGCUACAGCCAGCUGCAUCGUUGGAAUGAACAGCUGAGACGGGUCUUUGGAAAUUGCCUGCCACCCUUUCCACCAAAGUACUAUCUUGCAAUGACCACGUCGAUGGCUGAUGAGCGGAGGAACCAGUUGGAACAAUAUUUGCAAAAUCUAUCCAUGGAGCCAAGUGUGUUGAGAAGCGAUGUCUUCGUUGAUUUUUUCAAACAGUUGCAGCUGAGCACGUUUAACAUCAUGACCAAGAAGACCUCUCUGGACAUAUUUCUGCCUGAUGGGAAGAGUAUUAAAAUUGAAAUUGUAACAUCAGAUACUGCUGAACGAGUCCUGGAGUUAGUGUCCCACAGAAUCGGGCUGUGUCGGGAGCUCCUGGGCUACUUUGGCCUGUUUCUCAUUCGACUUCAAAAGGAGGGCAAGCUCUCAGUCAUGAAAAAAAUGGCGGACUUUGAACUGCCUUAUGUUAGUCUUCAAAAUUUUGAAGUGGAAAACUGUCAGGUUGGAUUCAGAAAGUGGUAUAUGGAUCCAUCCCUUGACUCCAUGCUGAUGGACUGCAAAGUGGCUGUAGAUUUGAUCUACCAGCAGGCAAUACAGGACAUUGAAAAAGAAUGGGCCAAACCCACACAGGCGCAGAGGGAGAAAUUAGCUACACUUCAGAAAGAAGACAGUCAGACAAAGUUUUUGGAGCUGUCUCGAGAGGUAUGGCACUAUGGAUGCUUGCAGCUGGACCCCUGUACCUGUGACUACCCAGAACCAGGCUGUCUAGCUGUUGUUUCUGUUGGCAACAAUGAAAUCAGCUGCCACAUAACCCUGCCUGAUGACCAAACUGAGGACAUUAUUUUCCUGAUGAACAGGGUCAAGUGCUGGCAGGUCACUUUCCUUGGGACACGGCUGGAUAGGGAUGGGCCUCCGCGAACUCUCAACCAGAACUUAGAGCUCAGAUUUCAGUACUGCAAGGACAGCCGCUGGCAGUGGUUUGUCAUCUACACCAAACAGGCUUUUUUGCUGAGUAGCUGCCUGAAGAAGAUGAUCUCAGAAAAGCUGGUGAAGCAGGCUGCAGAGAACCCGGAAAUGCAGAUUGAAGUUCCGGAACAAGGCAAAAGCAGAAGAAACCACAUUCAACAAAGCCAGUGGAAAGAUUAUUCUAAUUUUCUACCAAGAAAAAGCAAGAUUUCUAUUAAAGUAGCUGAAGAUGACAGUGUUUUUGGGACCAUAAAGGAAGAAGAUCUUUGA